UUUUUAAUUUAAAAUUAAUUUUUUAAUAUUUUUAAAUCGUUUUAAUGUUUGAAGGCAAAAAAUAAAUUUUAAAAAAUAAAUUUUUGUGAUAUAUUUAUAUAAAAUUGUUUUUUGAAGCGUAACUUCCGUAUAUACGAUCAAAUCCUGUUUUAAAAGGUUUGUGUCUAUGGAUAAACAUGGACGGGGUUAGCAACAAUCACGGAUGUGAUGUUUGGUUGCAUUGCAUCUUCCAGUCACUGAUAAUAUGGAAGGAGAAGCCAUGGAUGGAAAGUUGGAAACAAGCAAAAUUGCAUGCAUUAAAAUGCACCUCACAAUAUAUAUAUAUAUAUAUAUACACACACUGAAUUGCUUGUCCUCAAUAUUAAACAUGUAUCAUGUCUCAUAUUUGGAUAAAGGGAAGUCACUAGAUGGAUCAUACCUCUUACCCUCCUAUAAAAAGAAAACAGGGAUACGAGGAAAAUCGGAUGCAUAUAUGUAGGAGGGAGGAGAUCUACAGAAAACCUCUUCUCUUCUCUGGCACUAGAUCUUUUUCCAUCCAUGACAGAAUCCAGAAGACUAAAUGAAAAUAAAAACACUUCCAUAUACAGUAGUUAAAAUCUCAAAAAAAGAAGCACUGACUGUAUACAACAGUAAUUCAAGUUCCAGAGAGAAGAAACGAUAAAGGCAAAUGGGUGGUUCAGAGAAUGGAGCAACCGAUAACCAAAAUAAGCCCACCGAGACAAGCCUCUCACCAGAUUCCAUAAUCAAUCUAGAUCAGGGCGAUCCAACGUUGUUCGAGCCAUACUGGAAGAAGAUGGGAGACAAGUGUACGCUGGUGAUUGGAGGGUGUGAUUUGAUGAGUUAUUUCAGUGAUAGUAGCAACAUUUGCUGGUUUUUGCAGCCACAACUUGGCGAUGCCAUAAAGGGACUGCAUCGUGUUGUUGGAAAUGCAGUCACCGACGGUCGCCACAUCGUGGUUGGGACCGGUUCAACACAGCUCUUAAUGGCUGCUCUAUAUGCUCUCUCUUCUCCUUCCGCUAGUCACCCCGUCAGUCUCGUGGCUGCUGCUCCUUAUUACUCGGGAUAUAAGGAUCAGGCAGAAUUCCUGCGUUCAGGACUCUAUAAAUGGGAAGGAGAUGCACAUACCUUUGAUAAGGAUGGACCUUAUAUUGAGGUCGUAACCUCGCCAAAUAACCCUGAUGGUACUAUCCGAGAAGCUGUGGUGAACCUCGGGGAAGGGAAGCUUGUGUAUGACCUGGCCUACUACUGGCCACAAUACACGCCCAUUACUCACCCUUUGGAUCAUGAUAUCAUGUUGUUCACAUUUUCCAAAUGCACUGGACAUGCUGGCUCCCGUAUAGGCUGGGCACUUGUCAAGGAUAAAGAGGUAGCUAGAAAGAUGACCGAAUACAUGCAGAUCAGCUCCAUUGGUGUAUCCAAAGAAUCCCAGCUUCGAGCUGCCAAGAUUCUUGGAGUACUCAGCGAAGGUUGUCAACACUUUAGGACUGCUGAUUCAGAGAACUUCUUCGAGUAUAGCCAUAGAAUUAUGAGAGAAAGACGGGAGAGCCUGCAAAAUGUUGUCAAAAACAGUAAAAUCUUCAGUCUGCCAAAGUUCCCACAAGAUUACUGCAACUUCACCGGGAAGUACACAGAUUCAAAUCCCGCUUUUGCAUGGUUGCACAGCAAGGAGGGUAUAGACUGGGAGAGUCUUUUGCGAGAACAUAAGAUAAUAGGAAGAAGCGGGGAGCGGUUUGGGGCUGAUCCAAAAUAUGUCAGAAUCAGUAUGUUUAGUCCACCAGAAGCGUUUAACCUUUUCUUGGAGAGGUUAUCAGCAAUCAUCGACAACACCAAUGGAAAUGUAGUGGGAGGAGAAGAAAGCUCGAUCAUCAAAUAAAUGCUCUUAGCCUACCUGUCUCGGAGAGCACUGAAGAAUGGGAACCUAGCUAGGGAUACUAGAGUGGUUUAAAUUCAUACAUCCGAUAAGGUUACUGCAGAAUUUAAAUGCGAUAUAUUUAGACAUAUUUGCUACAGCUUUGGACUCUAUUUUUGAACACAGUAUGGGAUGUAUAAUUUCUAUAAACUGUUGCCAUAUAUACAUGCAUAAUCAAAAUAUUUCUUAUCA
Molecule: messenger RNA, 2101 nt
Organism: Populus trichocarpa (black cottonwood)
Lineage: Eukaryota; Viridiplantae; Streptophyta; Magnoliopsida; Malpighiales; Salicaceae
Product: L-tryptophan--pyruvate aminotransferase 1
Exons: 5
Coding region: 668-1873 (401 amino acids)
Biological process (GO): amino acid metabolic process
Molecular function (GO): transaminase activity; carbon-sulfur lyase activity
Source: RefSeq, a predicted model, not a curated record